This is a messenger RNA of Hypoxylon trugodes, 2386 nucleotides long. RefSeq names its product glycosyltransferase family 4 protein. Gene Ontology annotation, molecular function: GDP-Man:Man(3)GlcNAc(2)-PP-Dol alpha-1,2-mannosyltransferase activity. Gene Ontology annotation, biological process: protein N-linked glycosylation. The coding region runs from base 307 to 2058 and encodes 583 amino acids. The record is from RefSeq and is a predicted model, not a curated record. The transcript has 3 exons. NCBI's taxonomy places the organism in Eukaryota, Fungi, Ascomycota, Sordariomycetes, Xylariales, Hypoxylaceae. Gene Ontology annotation, cellular component: endoplasmic reticulum membrane.
CUCAACUCGGUCACACGCUGAAAUUUAUCAGCGGACAACCCACGAGCGCAACCUUCUUUCCUACAACAACCACCUCCAAGUCAUACACCUCACUUUUCAAUGGGUCAACUGGACUGGUUUUGGCGUAGCCUGACAAGGCCCGAACGAUAUUUAUUUCCUGACACUUAUGCCUAGGUUAUAAUUACCAAGACGGAGACACAUAGAAAGCGAAGUAUACCUAGUUAUACCUAGUAUCUGUGUUCACUUCAUAUCCAUAUACUUCGGACAAUAUUCCUCUAUCAAUUCGCCAGCCUUACUUCCCGACAAAUGUCGAGCGACUGCGGUUCACAAUCUAGUCCUAGUUUCGAUUCCGAUUCAACCUGUUCAACCGUAUCUGGAGCUUCACCUUACUCCUUCGGUAUGGAGCCUAAGACUUUGGCCUUUACGGCCAUUGCCGUCGCAUGUACCCCGUUCGCGAUAUUAAUCGGAUGGAACUACCUACUCCCAUUCUUCUUCCGAAUCUUCUCUCGCACGAUUGGAAAAUUCUGCGGCUUCUGUCUACGAUCAGGUUCCGAAGGUCGUCGUUCCUUAAUUAUACGUGCAACUGCCGAAAACGAGGCCAAAUUCAAAGAGACCCAAGCUCAAGGAAAAGAUAGUAAUGCUAGCAGCGAUGAUGAGGGCUGGGAGAAUAUUGAAGCUUCCAUUGUAGGAACUUCUGGUAACGGAGAGAAAGGUAGUCGCGAUUGGGAUGGCAUUAUUGGCUUCUUCCACCCCUUCUGUAAUGCUGGAGGUGGAGGUGAGCGUGUCCUAUGGGCUGCUAUUCGAGCCACCCAAAGAAGAUGGCCCAACGCCAAGAUCGUCGUUUAUACAGGUGAUCAUGAUGUCUCCAAAGAGAAUAUGCUCUCUCGCGUCAAGAAUACAUUCAGUAUCGAUAUUCACCCUCCCACGAUCCAUUUUCUCUACCUAUCCACUCGAUCAUGGGUUCUCUCUUCCACAUGGCCGCAUAUGACCCUAUUAGGACAAUCACUUGGUUCUUUACUUAUGGGAUUGGAUGCUUUCUCUCUCAUAGUACCCGAUAUCUUUGUCGACACUAUGGGUUACGCAUUCGUUCUAGGGUUAAGCAAGAUCCUUUUCCCAGAUAUGCCGACUGCUGCCUAUGUCCACUAUCCUACCAUCUCUACCGAUAUGCUUGAUUCUCUCGAUCCUACGACCGCCGUUGGAAGUCAGGGUGUCAAUGCUGGAAAAGGGGUUGGUCUUAAGGGUGCUAUCAAGAAACACUACUGGAGACUGUUCGCCGCUAUUUACUCCUGGAUGGGUGCUUCGGUCGAUGUCGUCAUGACGAAUUCCACCUGGACACAAGCUCACAUCAAGUCUAUAUGGGGACCACGUCGAAAGCAAAGGGGUCGAGAACAUCCCAUUGCUGUUGUAUAUCCACCCUGUGCCGUGAAUGAGAUUGAAAAGGCAAUCGAGAUUUCCGAAGAAAGUGAAAAGAGACGUCAGAAGUACUUGGUCUACAUCGCCCAAUUUCGACCCGAGAAGAACCACCAACUUAUCAUCCAAUCGUUCGCAGAAUUUGUCAAGACUGGUACUGACUCGGCAAAAGAGGCUAAAUUGGUCCUCCUCGGUAGUGUUAGGGAUGACAACGAUUCGAGGCGAGUGUACAAGCUUCGUUUACUGGUUAACGAACUUCACAUCAAGGACCAAGUAAUAUUUCAACUCGAUGCGCCGUGGUCUGAGAUUCUCCAAUGGCUUGGCAAAGCAUUCGUGGGAGUGAAUGGCAUGUGGAAUGAGCACUUCGGAAUUGGUGUGGUUGAGUAUCUUGCGGCUGGUUUGAUAUCUGUCGUACACAACAGUGGAGGACCUAAGCUAGACAUCGUCACUGAUGUUGACGGCGAACCCACAGGUUUCCAUGCUUCGACCACAUCAGAAUUCGCUGAAGGCUUUGAGAAAGCACUUUCACAUCCCGACCCACUCUCAGUCCGACGCAGAGCUCGUCUCUCCUCCAAGCGAUUUACUGAAGAGGAAUUCGCUAGGAAGUGGCUUACUGAGUUGGAAAAGCUCGUUGCCAUGAAAUUGUAAAUACAUCAAUACACCAACCCAGUUUUCCCCCUUACUCAACUCCUCUCCUACUCCUACUCCCUAUUACAGCAAGUACGACUACAUCCACACUAGAUAGAUAUAGACUCUUCCGAUACCCCCAGGAUUGCGCGGCAGGAGGCGGACUCGGAGUUUGUUUUGCGUUUUGCUUUUACGAUGCUUUCUAUCUCGUAUUGACUUGUAUUUCCCGUUGCCUUGCGCGAAAAGGCGGACAAACGACGCCAUGCAUGAGAUAUGGUCCUACAAGAUAUCCAUAUCUAGGUACACACGAGCUCGUAGAGUUAUGAAUAAAAGUAUUUUUCCUGAUGAA